UGGGAGCGGGUAUAAGGUGCAUUAGAUGCAUGUACCCCGAGCUCACCUAAACCUUAGGAUUCAGCCCCCUGUGGGGCUCAUGUCAUGUAAAGAAUGGUUUGCACCAAUAGUCUCAACAUUUCGCAUGAUUAUAUUCGGUUCUCUUUAGUUGACAAUCAGAUAUCACGCAAGCCAAAAUGUAGUUUUCUGCAUUUGUAUAAAUAUUUGUGUAUAAAAACCAGGAUACAUGUGCUUAUCAGAUAACUUAGAGCUCCUGAUUGUGUAGUAUUACGAUUUAAGAGAUCCGAGUGUUUAACCUCCUAAAGUUGAUCGCAAGCUAUACAUAUGAUGUGAUUUUCGUUUGACAACCAAGAUUUACAUUCAGUGAUUACAACGUGUACUUACCUUUUUGUUGUUGUCAUUUUGAUUGGAAUCUCUCUUCCAUAAUUCGUGUCGUAGUUUUCAGACAAAUGAGCUUUCGUUCUCCCUCCAAUAAACUCUCUGUUCGUGUAUGCUUGAAAUGUUGCGGGACUACGUUGCUACAAACAUAUCAUGACGAUUAUUCAUGAGCGGUAUCAAUUUUCCAUCACCAGCAGACAAAUUGCACAUCUGUUUCCAUAUUUCUUCAAUGGAACUUCACCAUCCACAGGUGCAACGUAAAGUAGGGGAAAAUAGUAAGAAAACGAGUCCUAGUCCUCCACGCCAAAGAAAAUCCUCUGUUCCAUCUCCAGCAAGUUUCAAGCAGCCGUUGAACAACCCUCAGCAAACCUCACCAGCAUGAUCUCUCAAUCCCUUCAUGAUCAAUUGGCGGAAGCCUCACUUGCAAAAACCCUUUCUCUUCAGCAUGGCGGGGAAAGAGGAGAAGAAGGUCGUGGAGAAGAAAGUCGACUUGAUCACCGCUGUAUACAAAGUUAACCUACAUUGCCCAGAAUGUGCGGGUGAGAUCAAGAGGCCUCUUCUCAGGACACAAGGUGUUCACCAAGUGGAAGUAAACGUUGAGAGCAACGAAGUGAAGGUGAAAGGGACAAUCGAUCCACUGGGAAUCCAUAAGAGAAUAGAGAGACUCAGCAAGAGAAAGGUGGAGUUGAUAUCGCCCAAGAUCAAGAUCAAGGAAGUCGAAAUCGAGAAGAAAGUCGUCAAGCAGCCCCCAAAAGAACUACCCGUGCGAACACACAAUUUGAAGGUCUACAUGCACUGCGACCAAUGUGAACGCGACCUGCGGACUAAGCUUAUAGCACAUCGAGGUAUCUACAGCGUCAAGACCGACAUAAAAGCUCAAACCCUCACAGUCCAAGGAACGAUCGAGCCAGAGAAGCUUCUGUCGUACAUACAGAGGAAGGUGCACAAACGGGCGGAGAUCAUACCCCCAAAACCCGAGAAGAAGGUGGAGAAGGAGGAGGAGAAGAAGGUGGAGAGGAAGGAGGAGGAGAAGAAGGUGACGGUAGAGAAAGAGAAGGUGAAGAUUGUAGAGACAAAGGACAAAGAGACCGUGGAGCUCAAAGAAGAGAAGAAGGUUGUGGAGGUGAAGACCAAGGAGGGAAAUCCAUACUUCAUUCACUACGUCCAUGCUCCACAACUCUUCAGUGACGAAAACCCAAAUGCUUGCUCUGUCAUGUAAUAUUUGGUAACACAAGUAAUGAGUCAAAACCAGCGAAACAAAACUAGUACGAUAGGAGGAGAAUCAUAGGUUUACCAGAUAUGAGGAAAGGCCAACAGAAAGAGUUCUAUGCAAGAACU
Rhodamnia argentea is the source of this 1716-nucleotide messenger RNA. RefSeq names its product heavy metal-associated isoprenylated plant protein 4. The record is from RefSeq and is a predicted model, not a curated record. Gene Ontology annotation, molecular function: metal ion binding. Lineage: Eukaryota; Viridiplantae; Streptophyta; Magnoliopsida; Myrtales; Myrtaceae.